Molecule: messenger RNA, 2936 nt
Organism: Strongylocentrotus purpuratus (purple sea urchin)
Lineage: Eukaryota; Metazoa; Echinodermata; Echinoidea; Camarodonta; Strongylocentrotidae
Exons: 2
Coding region: 1083-2171 (362 amino acids)
Source: RefSeq, a predicted model, not a curated record
UUUUCAAAAAACUGUUUUUACGGUCUGCGAACUCAUUAUGAUGCUGUCAAGCGAGUGGUCACGCCGCCUAGGGGAGUCGAGUGCUCAAAGAAUUCAAUCUGUGAACAAAGAUCCCGUAUAAAAUCAAGACCUAUUCACUAGAGUUUUAAAAUAAUCUGUGUUUGGUCAUGUUAGGAACGGUAUGGAUGUGUAUGACAACGUGAGAUACACUGUGUAAGAUUAACAUUAGGCCGUUAUUUAGUUCUAAACACACCUGUGCUUUACUAGGAAGAAGAUGUAUUAGUUUAGGAUAACCGCAUGUUAAAAACUACAAUUUUGCCGGCUAAGGGACAUCAGAGAUUUCCAGGAGAAGUUAUAACUAGACUGUUGCGAAGCUUGAUCGUCGCAUACCGACCAACAUAAUAAAAGCGCUCUGGGCAUAACGCUUCCACCGCGGAGUUUGCAGUAUAUCAACAUCAUGGACAUUCUCACCACACUGCUAAGCAACGUGGACCAUCUUAAGAUGUUACCUCAAUAACUCAUUCAAAUUUUCUGCAAACUUUUACCUGGAAUCCAUAUAUUUGGCACAUCUUUUGGAAGUGAAAUAUCAGCAAGAAUUAUGUUGAGAUGGUGUCAAUAGUCUGUUAAUCUAAGAACUAUCACUUUCUGGAUUACAGGAGAGAAAGUCAAUUUUAGAGUACAAUGGCGCGAAGCUCUUAUCGUCUAGACUUGAAACGGGAUGAUCCCAGAACACUUAUGAUCAAAAUGGAUGCCCGAUUAACAUUUGCAGGACGCGAGAGAAAUCACGCGUUCCAUUUGGAAGCUGAACGCGAGCUUCGUCAUCUUGAUUACGCGCGUCAUCUGACACGCUCCACCCUUGAGAGACAGCAGAAAGAGAUGCAUACACGUAUGAACUUCUUAAAGAAUCUUGUAGAGCAAAAUAGAGCGAGACGAAAGACAAUAGAAGAGCAGGGCAUGGAUGGCGAUAAACUGGAAAACAUGGUGAGACGAUUGCUGAAAAGAGGAAGAGGAAAGAGGAUGGUUUGCGACAUACAUUGCCGAUUAUUCCUGCCAGGAGAAACCUCGAAGAUUUAGUCAAGUCCAUGCAAACAAAACAAAAUAGCAAUUCAAACAUGAGUAGAUCGCUCGGGUAUCUCAGCGAAUCAUAUUCACAACAUAGCAUGCAAGAAACUUUGAGCGAAAGGAGACUGAGACAUUUGAAACAAGAAAUGAGAAAUGCAAAGAAGAAGGAGAUCCCUAAAGUUCAGGUAACUGUAGAGGAGGCAGAUCGUACUGCGGAGACGCCCAAGGUCGUGUGGGCUAACGCAGAAGGUGUAGCAAGUGUCAGCGAGAAGGACAAAACCAGUGGUGGGGUAUCAACGCAGAAUAUCUCACUGCCCGACAUUUCACCAGGUAGCAAGACCCAAAGCAAACCUACACCAGGAGGAAGAAGGGUUUCUCUAAGUCAGAUGAUUGCGAGCGGUGAAAUCCAGAAGCUUCCAGGUAUCGGGCCCGGUAGUGCCAGCAUGGCAUCUGAUGGAACCCCGCAAAAUCUCAAUUUGGCGAGAACAUUCUACAUGAACACGAGUCAGAAAUCUGGUCGCGGUCCUGUCUUACAACCCAUACAAAAUCAGCAGCAGAAGCCGAGCAAUAAACGUGGGUGGGUGAAGUUACCUCCGAACAUGGCUGCCCUCAAAUUCAAGGAGGAGGACGCCGAGAAAAAUCCUUUCAUGACGGCCGAUUUUAAACCUGAGACGUAUCGACCUCGAGAGCUCGUGGAAUCGAAUAAGCCGGAUGAAAUGUACGUGUGGCUUGGGUUUGACUCAGAGGAGGAAUACCGUCAGAUGGUGAAAGAAACUCAAGAAGAACUCGAUGCGGAAAGUGACGACGGUGAUGAGCUAGUCGAACUGGAAGUCAUUGACGAGCUCGAAGAAACUACUGAGGACACAAUCGAAAAAGCGGGUGCCGAGUAUCUAAAGAAAAGGAGGAUGAGUAGACGAGUAUCUCGUCUUAGUGCCCCCAUUGCUAUGUUAGCAUCUAGUCUGAAGAGAAUGAGUGUAAGUCAUGGAGUCUCGAACUCAGACAGGAGCAAACCUAGUAGUGGACUCAAGAGAUUCAUCCGAGCUGCGAAGACGAUCUGUAUUGUGAGAAAGUUCCAAAUGAAUGGGGAAGAAAACGAAACAGAGAGAUGAUAGUAACUUGCUCGGACAUAUUUUACUUGGUAAAAGAACUGUAGAUCAGUCAAAGUAAGUAGUGAAUAGAUAGAAAGCCGAUUAUUUCGAAAUAGAGUACAAGUAUGUGACUUGUUAAAAUGAAACUUAAUUUAGAAUGGCAAGUUGCAGUUAGCUUACAAAUAAAUGGUUCUAGAAAAGUCUUGGCUUUUUCCUUGAAUUUAGCGAUAGUAGAUAAUGCCUCCAUCUGAUAUUAGGAUAGCAAAUAAAAAACGAAUGUUUAUUGUUGAUAAAGUUUAUGAACUUAAUAUGUAUGAUAUAAAUUAUGUCACAAAAGAAAAGGUGGAUUCAGCUUCGUUUAAUCAACGAUUUUAAGUAGCAGUGAUUUUGAUAUUACAGUACGUUAUUACAUUGAAAGACAUUUGACGAAAGCUUUACUUUUUAAGCUUAGCUGUAUUUUUAAAGACAGAUAAGUAUAGUGGAUUAUUGUAAUUCUUAGUUAGAAACAAGAUUGCAUGGUUGGUGCAGAGUCAUAGAAUUUCUAUGACUCUAUCCUUAUAGUUAUGAUCAAAUCUACAGAAUAUCAUAGGAUGCAACUUUUUAUGUGGCUUUUGAAGUCUAAAAUUGACAACCAUGUUUACACGUUGAAUUAUACCUCGCUCUUAGUCGUAUAGUUACGUCCAUUUAAGAUAUAGUGAGUGGUAAAAUUGCGGUUCAAGGGUUUUGGGUGCUAAAUAUCCAUUCAAUAUUGUUUAAAUAUUGCCUUCAGAGGUUUAGAUGGCAAUA